AGUGAGGUUCGGGUUGUCGUCGAGUCCGCCUCGGCGCGCGCUGCCUCUCUCUCUCGCCUCGCUCCUGUCGCGCUUCGCGUCCGCGACGCCGCUGCCCGGCCCGUCCCGGCGCAGACUGCCGGGUGUCGCGCCUCCCCCGCGGCUUCAACUGCGUCUUUGUCGGCGUGUGGUGGUGUUCCUGCGCCUCCGGGCGACACCCCGCGACGUCCUCGCGUCGUACCCUCACGUGUGUGUGGGUGUGUGUGUGUGCUUGUGACUAUUUGUGUUUGCGACUGUGUUCGUGGCUGUUUGCACUUCGCUGCACAACCACGACCCCACUCCGGGGACUCUGUGUUGCCUCCCGUGAGUGCAGCCGAUUUCCUGUGGAUUUGACUCGCAAUACUAAGAGGAUACAGCGCUCGAGCGGUCGGCACAAGCUGCUUCACGUUACUCUCGGCGUGGUGAUGCGGGACCAGGUCGCCGAUGGAGCGGCCUCAGGAUACCACUGAACUCAGGUGGCGAGCCAUGGAGCCGUGACGGCCCAGGAUGACUCUGGCCAUCGGGGCGGGAAAGGCCUUCCCGGAGUACCAGCAGCAGCCACCGCCGCAGCAGCCGCCCCCGCAGCCACCGCCCCAGGGGCUGGGGGGGCCUCUCGGCGGCGGGGGUCCUCUGGGUGGCGGCGGCCCGCUUGGGGGGCCACUCGGGGGCUACCUGCAGCAGGCGCCGCCCUACGAGCAGCACCGCCAGCAUGCCCUGCACCACCCGCACCCCCUGCCGGCCGCGGCCGCCACACCACCACCCUCCUCGCCGUCGUCCACCACCACCGGCCCAGGGGGCCUGUCCGCGUCCAACAACUGCUGCUGCCCGACGUCCUCCUCGUCGUCCUCCUCGCCGUCCUCGGGGUCGUCGGCCUCGUCCAGCCGUCGCGGCAGCCGCAGUAGCCGUGGCGGCGCGGGGGCUGGCGACGACCCUGGCGUCGGCGGCGACGGCUCGGUGGCCUGGUACUGCUGUUGCUGCUGUUCCUCGCCGCGCGCGGCACGCAAGAGGCGGUCCCUGCUUGCCAGCGUGGGGGUGUGCGUCCUGGUGCUCGUGUACACUCUGCUGGGCGCCUUCGCCUUCAUGGCGCUUGAGGGCUCCGGCUUCCGCACGGCGCCGCUGCCGCCUGUGACGCGUGCGAGCGCGCCCGCUCACGACGACCUGCGCACCAAGACGGUGGAGAAGCUGUGGAGCAUCACCGAGGACCUCAACAUCCUGUACAAGGACAACUGGACGCGGCUGGCCGCGCAGGAGGUGCUGCGCUUCCAGGACAUGCUCGUGGAGAAUAUCAAGCAGAGCGGGGCCGACCUCAACGCUGGCACCGCCAAGGGGACGGUGGCGGCCGCCUCCAAGGAUACUGCGGCCGCCGUGACUAAGGCCGCGACCACGGCCGCCAGCACCUACCAACCUCACCACCGCUGGACGUUUCCUUCCUCCUUUCUCUACUCGCUUACGCUCAUCACGACCAUAGGUGAGUGAAAACAAAUGCGACAACGUAUUCAUUUUCAAUA
Messenger RNA from Frankliniella occidentalis (western flower thrips), 1526 nucleotides. Its product is annotated as protein fork head-like. Gene Ontology annotation, biological process: stabilization of membrane potential; potassium ion transmembrane transport. The record is from RefSeq and is a predicted model, not a curated record. The coding region runs from base 526 to 1494 and encodes 322 amino acids. The transcript has 3 exons. NCBI's taxonomy places the organism in Eukaryota, Metazoa, Arthropoda, Insecta, Thysanoptera, Thripidae. Gene Ontology annotation, molecular function: potassium ion leak channel activity. Gene Ontology annotation, cellular component: membrane.